AUGUCUUCGACAUCGAUACCACCUUCAACGCUCGAUCCAGAGAAGCCCGACCCCAAUCACGACCCGCAUAGGAACGAUAGUACAGAAGAAAAGAACUUGGCAAAGUCGCCCACUCGUAGCGACGAUGAGGAGAAGGCACAGCCGAAUGGCGAGGAGUCCGCUCCUGCGCCGUUCUCUCCGGGACACGAGAUUAUCUUUAUAUUCGUCAUAUGCAUGGCCCAGUUUCUGUCACUCGCGGGAUUGGCACAGAGCAUAGCGCCUUUAAAUAUCAUCGGCAGGUGAGCAUGAGUGAGGCAAGCCGAAUCGCGUAGAGAGACGCUGACCUCGAUCCCCUCGAUGCGCAGGAGUUUCGGUGUCACGGAUGAAGCACAAUUAAGUUGGUACCCGGCCGCGUUCAGCUUGACAGUCGGAACCUUUAUUCUUCCCGCAGGUCGUCUUGGUGAUAUGUAUGGUCACAAGAAUCUAUACAUGCUCGGAUUUGCCUGGUACGCGGUCUGGUCUGUCGUCGCCGGUGUAGCAGUCUACAGCGGCGACAUCCUCUUCAGCAUUGCCCGCGCAUUCCAGGGGAUCGGUUGCGCUUUGCUCGUACCAAACGCUCUGGCCAUAGUUGGACGCUCGUAUGGAGCUAGCCCCAAGAAGAACAUGAUCUUUGCACUUUUCGGUGCAGCAGCUCCGACUGGAUGGGUUGUCGGAGCUGUCUUCUCUUCGAUACUAGCUCAGCUUGCUUGGUGGCCCUGGGCAUUUUUCGCUCUGGCAUUCACAUGCAUCGUCAUGAUUCUCGCUGCUUUCUUCAUUCUUCCAGCUGAUGAGACGCAUCCUUCCAGUAUCAAAGAUUUCGACUUUCUGGGUACUGCCACCGGCGUGAGUGGACUGGUCCUCUUCAACUUCGCCUGGAACCAGGCUGCCGUGGUCGGAUGGCCCACCGUAUAUACAUACGUGCUCCUGAUUGUUGGCAUUCUGCUAUUCAUAGCAUUUGCAUUCGUGGAAAUUAAGGUGGUGAAAAAUCCAUUGGUUCCACUUGCUGGCUUCAAGGGCGAGGCUGCUCUUGCACUAGGUGUGAUUGCAGCUGGUUGGGGCAGCUUCGGUGUCUGGGUCUUCUAUCUAUGGAGGCUGAUCGAAAAUCUUCGUGGAUACUCUGCCCUUGCGGCAUGCGCUCAGAACUCUCCAGUGGCAAUUACGGGUCUGCUUGCCGCUGUGGCUACUGGCUUCCUCCUCUCGCACAUUAAGGUCUCGUACGUCCUGCUCAUGGCAACGUUAUUCUUCGUGAUCGGCCAGAUUCUUAUUGCGACCGCGCCUGUGGGACAAACAUACUGGGCGCAGACUUUUGUUUCUAUUCUUAUUAUGCCUUGGGGAAUGGAUAUGUCGUUCCCAUCGGCUACUAUCAUAUUAAGCAACAACACGCCUAAACAUGACCAGGGAAUCGCAGCUUCGCUCAUCAAUACGACUGUCAACUACAGCAUUUCUCUGGGCCUUGGAAUAGCCGGAACCAUCGUCCGGAAUGUGAACAAGAACGGAGGUAGCACAUUAGAUGGCUAUCGUGGGGCUUGGUACUUUGGCAUCGGGUUGGAUGGCCUGGCUGUAGCUAUUGCGCUGUACUUCGUCUUCAAAUUCAGGUAG
Molecule: messenger RNA, 1617 nt
Organism: Lecanosticta acicola
Lineage: Eukaryota; Fungi; Ascomycota; Dothideomycetes; Mycosphaerellales; Mycosphaerellaceae
Source: the annotation of a GenBank genome assembly